AUGGCCUUUGCAAAACGUUCUAUAGACAAGGUGUCGAAAUCGCCAGUAGUCGCGCCUAAUUUUGACAAAUCCCUUUACAACAGGUGUUACAACUUUGCCAGUCUCACGUGCCUCCUUUGUUACAACCCCAGCAACUUGAUAGCGGGGCCGGAUGGCCGGCCCCUCUGCCCGUCUGAGGCUAUUUAUGAGUUGGCGCGGGAGUCUGCCCCUAAGCCUGCGUUUCUGUCAUAUACCAUUCGACUGAUCUCGCACUCUAAGGUCUCUCCACAUACCCUUACGCUGGCAUUACACUACAUCUAUCGUUUCCGUACUUUGCACGGCAAACUCGACAACUAUCACACCGGAUCGGAGUACAUUCUUCUCGUCACCGCGCUGAUGAUCGCCAACAAGCUGCACGAGGAUGUUAGUUAUACAACGCGGUCUUGGGCCACGAUGUCCCAGAUCCCUGCUGCAGAACUUACUCGUGCUGAAAAAACUUUCCUCUGUGUGCUAGACUACGACCUUGUUAUGUCCAAACAUAAAUGGAACCUGUGGCAGUACGACUUGACUGCGCUUCUCCGCCUUCAUGGCCAGUUCCGUACCCUGGCCUCACGCUCGAAUCUGCACAGCUUGCCACCCCAGAUGCAUCUCGGCAUUGCUGCAUCCCCCAUGGCUUGUGUGGCUAAGUAA
Molecule: messenger RNA, 669 nt
Organism: Wickerhamiella sorbophila
Lineage: Eukaryota; Fungi; Ascomycota; Dipodascomycetes; Dipodascales; Trichomonascaceae
Product: G1/S-specific cyclin pas1
Exons: 1
Coding region: 1-669 (222 amino acids)
Biological process (GO): regulation of cyclin-dependent protein serine/threonine kinase activity
Cellular component (GO): nucleus; cyclin-dependent protein kinase holoenzyme complex
Molecular function (GO): protein kinase binding; cyclin-dependent protein serine/threonine kinase regulator activity
Source: RefSeq, a predicted model, not a curated record